Messenger RNA from Kogia breviceps (pygmy sperm whale), 2606 nucleotides. It is a transcript of the gene D2HGDH, whose product is annotated as D-2-hydroxyglutarate dehydrogenase. The record is from RefSeq and is a predicted model, not a curated record. NCBI's taxonomy places the organism in Eukaryota, Metazoa, Chordata, Mammalia, Artiodactyla, Physeteridae. Gene Ontology annotation, cellular component: mitochondrion. Gene Ontology annotation, molecular function: FAD binding; catalytic activity.
CCCACUCUGGCUGUGGCGGCGCGAGGCCUGCGGCGGGGACGCGGACGGCAGGAGCGAUGAUGUCCCGUCUGGCGCCCAGGUGGCCUGCGUGGCUCUUCUGGUGGCGGGCGGCCUGCGCUCAGGGAGUCUCCGCACAGCAGAGGAUAUGGGCAGGGGUGUCCAGGAUCCCUGGGCCGGGCGGCCCUUGGGGGGCCACGGGCACCAGCCCCCUCGUUCGAAGAGGCAGCUUCUCGGCACCCUCCUGUGCUCCCGAGGUGAUGCUGACCCGGGAGCGCUACUCCGUGCGGCGGCUGCCCUUCUCUGUGGUGUCUGAGGACGACCUGGCCGCCCUGGAGCGCAUCGUCCCUGGCAGGGUCGUCACAGACCCAGAGGAGCUGGAGGCUCCCAAUGUGGACUGGCUGAGGACGGUCCGAGGCUCCAGCAAGGUGCUUCUGAGGCCCCGGACGUCCCAGGAGGUGGCGCACAUCCUCAGGUACUGUCACGAGAGGAACCUGGCCGUGAGCCCACAGGGGGGCAACACGGGCAUGGUGGGGGGCAGUACCCCCGUCUUUGAUGAGAUCAUCGUGUCCACCGCCCUCAUGAACCAGAUCGUCAGCUUCCACAACGUGUCCGGGGUGCUGGUCUGCCAGGCGGGCUGUGUCCUGGAGGCACUGAGCCGGUACGUGGAGGAGCGGGGCUUUGUCAUGCCGCUGGACCUCGGGGCGAAGGGCAGCUGCCACAUCGGGGGGAACGUGGCGACCAAUGCCGGCGGCCUGCGGUUUCUGCGAUACGGCUCGCUGCGAGGGACGGUCCUGGGCCUGGAAGUGGUGCUGGCCGACGGCACCAUCCUUGACUGCCUUACGUCCCUGCGGAAGGACAACACGGGCUAUGACCUGAAGCAGCUCUUCAUCGGGUCGGAGGGCACCCUGGGUGUCAUCACCGCCGUGUCCAUCUUGUGUCCGCCCAAGCCCAGUGCUGUGAACGUGGCUUUCCUCGGCUGUCCUGGCUUUGCUGAGGUUUUGCAGACCUUCUGCACCUGCAGGGGCAUGCUGGGCGAGAUCCUGUCCGCAUUCGAGUUCAUGGACGCCGAGUGCAUGAAGCUGGUCGGGCUCCACCUCCGUCUCGCCUGUCCAGUGCAAGAAAGUCCGUUCUACGUCCUCAUCGAGACCUCGGGGUCCGGGGCGGGGCACGAUGCAGAGAAGCUGAGCGGCUUCCUGGAGCAGGUGCUGGGCUCGGGGCUGGCGACCGACGGGACCCUGGCCACCGAUCAGCGGAGGAUCCAGAUGCUGUGGGCCCUGAGGGAGAGGAUCACCGAGGCCCUGAGCCGGGACGGCUACGUGUACAAGUACGACCUCUCGCUGCCCCUGGAUAGGCUCUACGACCUCGUGAGCGACCUGCGGGCCCGCCUCGGCCUGCACGCCAAGCACGUGGUGGGCUACGGCCACCUGGGGGACGGCAACCUGCACCUCAACGUUACGGCAGAGGCCUUCAGCCCGUCGCUGCUGGGCACCCUGGAGCCCUAUGUGUACGAGUGGACAGCCAGGCAGCAGGGCAGCGUCAGUGCCGAGCACGGCCUGGGCUUCAAGAAGAAGGACGUCCUUGGCUACAGCAAGCCACCCGAGGCCCUGCAGCUCAUGCAGCAGCUCAAGGCCCUCCUGGACCCCAAGGGCAUCCUGAACCCCUACAAGACGCUGCCCACCCGCACCUGACGCCCACCGUGGUCAGCGGGAGACUUGGGAGGGGGCCUCAAUCCUUGGCUUUGUCUGUGGGGCGCGCCCGCAGGGCUGGCGUGGGCUCACAGGGCCUCCGUCUGAGGGAGCCAGUGGCAGGCGGGGUGACCGGCCCCCUGGUUGGCGGUGGGGAGCCAGCCCUGUGGAGCCUGGGACACGUGGCUCUCGGCAGGAUUCCUCCGGGUGCUCUGCUGGUUCUUUUGGGUUGGCCGAGUGGAGAGGGCUGCCCCGUCCUCUCUCCAUCCUCGUGGCAGGCACUCCGUCCCUUUGCAGGUCCUGGACAGGCCAGGUGGGUGAGCAGUUCUGCCCAAUCAGAAUAGACCAGGUCGCCCCUGCUUUGCCUGUGGCCCCUGGGAUCCCACCUUGUGGGGUGCAGCUCUUCGGGGGGCACGGAUGGUCCCUCCGCUGGCCCCCCCACGCAGUGUGAGCCUCCGAGGUGCCCCGGGCAGAGGUGGUGAGCUCCACGUGGGCAGCAGAGCACCGUGAGGUGGGUCCACGCGGAGCUCUGACCAACAGAGCCUGGGCCAUUGGGCACUCUACAGAUGACUUUUAGUCACAUUUGAGCCAGAGUGACAGGAAUGCCCCCCACCGUGGAAGGUGUCAUUUCCCCCGUUUUCCAGAAGGCCCAUGAGUUGGCAAGACCGUUGUCGGAAGACAGGCAUCGGCUUCUUGCACUUGGUGGUUUGCUGUGAUGUGUCUUUUGGGUUCUGCUUUGACCAUGAAGGUCAGCAGUGCCGGGUGAGAAGCCCCGCCCGGCACAAGCAUCUUCAGUCACCCCGACCGGGUCCUCCCCAUUGACCUUGGUCCCUGGGGCAGCUGCUCGGGCUGUGGAGACAGUCUGGGAGGCGGGACACGUUUUCUGUUUCCGGUUGCCGUGAACUUCCAGUAAAAGUGAGA